Cyprinus carpio (common carp) is the source of this 3795-nucleotide messenger RNA. RefSeq names its product phospholipase D2-like. The record is from RefSeq and is a predicted model, not a curated record. Gene Ontology annotation, biological process: cell motility; phosphatidic acid biosynthetic process; intracellular signal transduction. Gene Ontology annotation, molecular function: D-type glycerophospholipase activity; phosphatidylinositol binding. NCBI's taxonomy places the organism in Eukaryota, Metazoa, Chordata, Actinopteri, Cypriniformes, Cyprinidae.
ACCCUGAGGUUUCUGUUGCGUUUGCUUCCUGUGGUCCACAUUCUCUGAGUGUAUCCUCUGAUGUGGGUUUUAUCAGUGUGUUGUUUGAGUUUUCAUAAACUGUUUCAACAGUACAGAUGCUCCUUUAUCGCCUCUGAGGAUUCUGUGAUAAGACGCUACGCAUCUACGCAAAUUACGGUGGAGAUAGGGAACGUUUGCGCUAGAGACAAAUGCAGCAAACCUACGCCUUGGGAGUUGUGAUGGGGGAUAAGUUAUCCAGAAGUUCGAGUCUAACUGGCAAAUAACAAUCUACGAAACUACAAGGUGCCAGACGAGCGCUUAAUCGCGACAGUUUCCUUGGUGGUGUGUUGUGGUCCAGUAGCCUUAUGGCUGGUUCUGAGACAGAUGCAGCAAAAAGGUGGCAGAAAUGUGUGGACACUGUACUGUGCAAUCUUACUAAGGAUCAACUGAAAUCUAUUGAAAACAACAGUGAGGAACGGAAGUUUUUUGUGGUACAUCACUUGGCAGACCUGAAAGAAUGUUGCAUCUCUCCUCUCAUUCAUGGCACACCUAUCACCUGUAAAGUGGAAAACACAGAGCGAUACACCACCCGCUCUAAGGUACAUGUGUGCACUCUCUACACGGUCUGUCUGACACAUGGCGAGUUCACAUGGACGGUCAAAAGAAAGUACAAGCACUUCCAGGAGCUUCACAGAGACCUGUACAAACACAAAAUGAUGCUGCAGUUCUUGCCUCUGGGGAGAUUUGCCAUUCAGAGACAACAGCUGGCAGGUUUGACAGAGGAAAUGCCAACUUUACAUGGAAGCGAUAGAACCAGGAGAGCGUCUGGCAAACCGAAAUAUCUGGAGGAAUAUUUAAACAACUUGCUAGAAAACACUUUCUACAAGAACUAUCAUGGGAUGUUGGACUUCCUGGCAAUCAGUCCGCUGUCCUUCAUCAGAGACCUUGGACCCAAAGGCCUUGAAGGUUAUAUUCUGAAACGGUCCGGGGGUCACCGCAUCCAGGGGCUCAACUGCAUCGGUCACCAUCAGGUCUGCUUCCGCUGGUCUCGCCGUUGGCUUGUGGUGAAGGAUUCAUUCCUUCUGUACAUGUCCAGAGACCCUGGCGUUGUGUCGUUUGUGCUGCUGUUUGACCCUGAGCUGAAGGUGUUGGUUGGACGUGUUUACACUGAUACCAAGCAUGGCGUCUGCAUCGAGAACUUCAGCAGGAAGCUGGUGAUUAAGUGCAGUAGCUACAGGCAGGCCCAGUGGUGGAGUCAUGAGAUUCGGAGUCUCUCUGAGCGCUGUGAUUUCCUCCAGAUGCAUCGCUUUGAAGGCUUCGCCCCACCCAGACUGGACACUCUCACAAAGUGGUAUGUUAAUGGGAAUGGCUAUUUCUCAGAUGUGGCUGAUGCCCUGGAACAGGCCAAGGAGGAGAUCUUCAUCACUGAUUGGUGGCUCAGUCCAGAGGUUUUCCUUAAACGUCCAGCUACAGGAACGUAUUGGCGCUUGGACAAGAUUCUCAGACGCAAAGCAGAACAGGGCGUGAAGGUGUGUGUGUUGUUGUAUAAGGAGGUGGAAAUGGCUCUGGGUAUCAGCAGUGGCUACAGCAAGAGAACACUGAUGAACCUGCACCCCAAUAUUAAGGUGAUGCGUCACCCUGAUCAUGUUGCCUCCGUUGUGUUCCUCUGGGCCCAUCACGAGAAAAUGGUUGCCAUCGACCAAUCAGUGGCCUUUGUCGGUGGGUUGGAUCUUGCAUUUGGGAGGUGGGAUGACAGUGACUAUAGGCUGAGUGAUUUGGAACCCCCAAAAACAGGCAGUAAUGCAGAGGCAGCCCGAGAGUCUGAUGCUGUGGAUGGCUCUGCAGUUCCUCUGACAGAACCUGUGUCAGAGUGUGAGGAUGAAGUGGAUCUGAGCUGUAAUGCCCUCUUGUGGUUGGGAAAAGAUUACAACAACUUUAUAAAGAGAGAUUGGAAACAGCUGGACCAGCCCUUUCAAGACAAUGUUGACAGAACUCAGGUGCCACGCAUCCCCUGGCGAGACCUGGGUGCUGUGCAUCAUGGGAAGGCAGCCAGAGAUCUUGCACGACACUUCAUCCAGCGCUGGAACUUCACUAAGAUCUUUAAGAACAAGUACAAGGGUGACUUCUACCCGUACCUACUGCCGAAAUCCCACUGCACUGCAGAUAAGCUGCCAUUCACCAUCCCUGGUGCCUCAAAAGCCUCUGUACAGGUUCUUCGUUCUGUGGAUCGCUGGUCUGCUGGCACAUGUGAACAUUCUAUCCUCAAUGCCUAUAUACAUGUUAUCGAGAACAGCGAGCAUUACAUUUAUCUAGAGAACCAGUUCUUCAUCAGCUGCUCAAAUCAGAAGAAUGUACUCAAUACCAUUGGAGAUGCUAUUGUCAAACGGAUCCUACGCGCUCACAGUGAGGGGAAGAAGUACAGGGUGUUUGUUGUAAUUCCUCUGCUGCCCGGCUUUGAGGGUGACAUCAGCCAGGGAGGAGGAAAUGCCAUUCAAGCUAUACUGCACUUCACCUACAGAACGAUUAAUCGAGGAGAACACUCCAUUCUCUCAAGAUUAAAGGAGCAAAUGCAGGACGAAUGGACACAGUAUAUUUCUCUGUGUGGUCUGCGCACACACUCUGAGCUCGGCCAGUCCCCUGUAACAGAGCUCAUCUACAUCCAUAGCAAAGCCCUCAUCGCUGACGACCGUUGCUACAUAAUAGGGUCAGCCAACAUCAAUGACAGGAGCAUGCUGGGCAUUCGUGACAGUGAGCUGGCAGUGCUUGUGGAGGAUGAGGAAAGAGUUCCCUCAGUCAUGAACGGAGAGGAGUACCAGGCUGGACCACUAGCACUCGCCUUACGAAAGAAGUGUUUCAGCGUACUUCUCGGAGCAAAAUCUGACCCCAAUCUGAACAUUGAUGAUCCAGUCUGUGAUCAUUUCUUCAACGAUGUUUGGAACAAAAUCGCCCAAACAAAUGCCAUCAUCUAUGAGAAGGUUUUCCGAUGUCUUCCACUGGACUCCAUCCGCAACUUGCGUGAGCUGCAGGAACAUGUGAAUGCUCAAAACCUCGGUCUUACUGACCCGGAGAAAGCCAAAGAAGAACUGCAGGCCAUCCAGGGCAUCCUGGUCCAUUUCCCACUGCACUUCCUGUGCGAGGAGAACCUCCUCCCACCUCUUAAAUGCAAAGAAGGAAUGAUUCCUACGGAGGUGUGGACAUAGCAGGGAAGAGUAUCCAGUGAAACGGAAGAUUUCAGAGCUUAAAAUAUCACACAUCUGCUAACUAAGCUGGAAGCUAAGGUGGUUAACCACCACACUUUUUGUCCAAUUUGGUUUGGACUAAAGUAAUGGUAGUAAAUGAAUGUUUAGCUCUGAACACUAACCCAAAUUAGUGUAGAAACACAGAAUGAUCUUGCAUAAGAUAGACACGUUUGCACCAGGAGAAUCACAUAGUGUAGUUAUAUGAAGAUGCAAUGAAAUGACACCAGAUUUCUCCCCAAAUGCCCAUUAUGACCAAGAAUGUCAUGAUCUGAGUAUUUAAAAUGGCUGAGGAUUUAAAGUGCUGCAUAUCAGAUAAGCGAAGAAGGCGAAAGAGAGAGAGUAUUUUUGAUGACCGAGGAACAGAACGUACAUUUAUUGUUGUGAAUGUGUGUGGGUGGAUGGUACUGCUUUACCUUUUUUCCCUCUUUCUUGAUUUCUUUCUUGUGUGCACUACACCUCUCAAUGCAGUGGCAGCAAAUCUGUCAGAACAUUUGUGGUUGUUAUGGUGACGGGUAUAAAGAGCUGACUUGGUCUUGGCUGCUGAGAGAGAGAUAGA